UUUUUUUCCCGGGGCCCGACCCGGCUCUCGGCGGCCCUGGUUACCUAUAAUAGGUAAGUACCCUUUUUAAAAAAUCGUGAUAUAAAUUUUUACAUGAAAUUUGUAUAUAAUUUUUUAUUAAAGAUAAAAAGUAUAAAAAACCAAAAAUCAUAAAUUCACCACAAGGUAAAGUAUAAGCUCUACAUAAAACUAAAAUUUCACAUUAACAAGCGUUUAUGUAUGCUAUACCAAAAAUAAAGAAAAACCUCAAUACUUAAUUCCAUACAGGAAAUUCUUCAAUGACUGGUGUGGUGAUUCAUUAAUGAAUGGAUGAAUUUUAAGGUGACACCUUUAACGGUCUUAUUUUUGAUACCGGAGCUCUCUAAUAACGUGGUAAACAAGCUAGUUAGAAUGAAGUAGCAUGCUAUUUUUGACAAGUGACUCCAAAAUGUCGGCCCCAAGUUAGGCAACCAGUGAUACGCUCAAAAUUAAAAAAUGUCCAAAAACACAAUUUAUUCAAUAUUUUGCCACAAAAUCGUGGUUAAUUUUAGCUGAAUUUAAUCUAUUUUAUCGAGGUAGUAUUAAACCAACACGCGUCGACACUGGAAAAUUCGAUUCAUUGAUAAUACGCCGUUCCAUUCAUGCGAUUCGACUGUAUUGAUCCAAACAUCUGACACUUCUCGAGUUCUUUGAAGAAAAUCUUAACAAGCGAUGACCUACUCUACUAGCCCGACUGUUUACAAAUUCCUGUAGAGUGUAGACAUGGCCGAAUUUUCUUGCCAACAGAAUUUUCCGCGGAUUUCCUUCGGAAAGGGCGUGUAAAAAACCAUGCAAAAUGCCUGAGGAAUUUUUAUGGUGAUGGCUAGAAGUUAGAAAAACUUGUUGUGCAGUGGCCAAAAGGGCGUAAAAAGGACGAUUUUUCCACAUUUUCUUUGCAAAAUCGAGUGGGCCUGGAAAGUAGAAUGGAUUCAGCAGAAUCCUCUGAUACAAGCACUCCAGAUUCUGCCACGGCCAAAAGAGAGAGGAAUUUUCCUGUGUUAGAUUUGAAAGACCAAACAACCCUGUCAACCGAUACCCAUCCAGUUUUAAUAGUUCAAAGUCCAAAAACUCCAACAUUAUCCAGAAAGUUGAAAGCAGUCAGUCUUGAUAGCGAACCUCAGCAACAAACCAGUACAUUAGAGCUAUCCAGAGAUGUUUUCUCAAUGCCCAACACCCCCAAGAAACAAAUCAAACAGAAACUAUCUUGCGACUUCGACGACGGACCUCCAAAAACCACCCUAGCACCUUUCCAGCCCAGUUCGAACCUCAAAAAAUUCGCCUCGAACAACAGCAUCAGUGGCUCACAAACUUUAAAAACCCUACCUGAAAUCAAUGCUUUGCAAGACUUCUCCGACUGCCCCAACCCAGAACCACAAAAAGUUCGCACAAAGGGACUGUUGGAAAGGCGAGGCUCGAACGCUAGUUUGACUAUAGAUUUGGGAUCGAGUCAGAGUAUUCCGGAGGUGAAACCAGUGCCUUUGAGCCGACUCAAUACUGCUAAGAGUGUGUCGAAUUUGUAUUUGAGUUCAAUGAGUGCAGUUGAAAAAUGUGUUUGUGUUAAAAAGACUAUGGUGGAUCUUACUAAGGCCAGUACAGUAAGUACAACAACAAGCAGCAGUAGUUCAGAGCGCAGAAAGUCUCAGGAAGCUUGCGGCAACUGCACCAUUUACGAGUUCGAGCCCAAACUUAGCUCGUGCAAGAGUCGUUGCCAGUAUCUGAAACGGUGUCAUUGCUGUGCCAAAUCUCGCAGGAAAUCUUUGUCGAACGAGAACCUUUAUGUACCUCCUUGUGGCUUCUGUGAAGGGGAAAACAAAGAAAGCACAGAUAUACGAAACGGAAAAGCUAACAAUCGCAAAGCAUUGUUUCCAAGGCAGCCAGAUUUGGACUCGUCUCAGCUUUCCGAUGAGUUCAAGUUGCACCUACAAAACGUACAAUACCUACAGACAGCUGGUAAAACUAUGACCAUUGACGAUUUGAGGCAAUCUUGUGAGCGUAUACCAAAACUUCAGCAAGAAUUCUGGGAAGUUCCGUUGAAUUUACAAGAAAAAUGUUACGUUUCUGGAAGCCAAAGUAAAAACAGAUAUAGAGGAGUGUUACCUAAUGAGCAUAGUCGAGUACAUCUUGUAGGCAGUGGCAGUUAUAUACAUGCUAAUUACAUAAAGGGUCCAGAUUAUACAGAAACUGCUUAUAUUGCUACACAAGGACCAUUGGCUCAUACUUGUAUAGAUUUUUGGGAAAUGGUUUGGCAUUCACAAUGUAAGUGCAUAGUCAUGCUUACCGGCCUAGUAGAAAAAGGCCGUAACAAAUGCGAGCUCUACUUCCCUCUAGGUAAAAAAUCACACACUCAAGAAAAAACUUUUUUCUACGUAAAAACCGCAAAAAUUCGUGACAAAUUCACAUUCGACUGCGGCUCAACCAACACCAAUACGUACGACAUUGAAACUUACGAGUUUGAAGAAAAAAACGAAGUAACGUUCGCCCAAUAUCGUAUAACUUACGCUGGAAGACGGGACUUGGACGAGUGUCAAAUUAGACAGUUGGAACUUAGGAGGACGGACUUGAAUGCGGAAACGAGAACGAUUCAUCAUUAUUGGUUGUCGAAUUGGCCGGAUCAUAAAAAGACGAGCGCUGAGCAGGUUCUCAAGCUGGCCGUGGACGUUUUGGGGUAUCUGGAUAAUGGCAAAAGUGACAUAUCAGAAUCUCCUAGUACAAAACCCAAAGAGCACAUGGAAGCACAACAAAUUGAUCUCAAAGAAGUAGACAGCUCUAUCAGAGUGCCUACAAAAAACUAUCAAGAUAUCAGUGAUUGUAGCACGAAUAGUAGCCAAAAAAAACCUUUCAAUUUUGACAUAGCAAAUAGUGACAAUUGCAUGGAAACUACAGUAACGUGUAGUGACACGCUACAAGUGACCCAGUCUCACAUAGAGACUGAAACUUCGAGAAGUAUAACCUUCAACAAUAAUCAAACUUCUAACUGUAAAUUCAGUUUUGGUGAAUCAAGUAGAAAUCAAUCGAAAUUUAAUUACCAAGAAUCGAAUAAUUGUAGCAGUCAAAUCAGACACGAACUAAGCCAAACAAAACGUGACGUGUCUAUAUCGGACUUUAAUAAAGAAACUUUAGCUAAUCGGUGCAGCUUGGACUCCAAGCUUCAGAAUCUCAAUAAAAUGACCGAAUUCAAAAGUCAUUUUAAAAGGGAAUUGGGUCCGUUAAAAGUCGGACACGAACGAAAAAAAUCCAUGGAACAUAUUCGGCUUCCUAUUAUAGUUCAUUGUAGCGCCGGUAUCGGUCGUACCGGUUGUUUUUUGGCCAUCUUAAACGGAAUCCAGCAAUUAAGGUUGAAUAAUACUGUAGAUGUUUUAGCAAUUUUGUGUUCGUUAAGAUUAAAUAGGGGCGGUAUGGUACAAACUGCCGAACAAUAUGAACUGAUACACAGAGUGUUGAGUCUUUACAUUGACACGAUGUGAGUUUGAGUAAAUUUUGUUUGUUAGAUUUGUUUUGUUGUUUCUUAUGUAUAAUUUAGUUGAACAAUUUGUUUUUUGAUUGGUGCUACAGAGUGCAAUAUAUUUAUUAGAGAGUUAUUAGACAUUUCUAAUGUUGUUGCAGUAUUUAUAAAUACUGCAACUGGUGGCAUUCCUAAUAACUCUUCAUUAUUUGCAAUUUAAGUAAAACCUCAUCUCUAAAAUCCAAAUGUAAUUUAUUUAUUUAUCUACUAUUUAUGUUGUUAGAAUGUAAAUGAAAUGAAAAUUCAACUGAAAAUCUACUGAGCCAAUUCAAGAAUGAUUUUGUAUUGUUAAAAAUUAUUAUUAUAUGUACAGUAUAUGAUAUAAAGGCUUAUGUAGAUUUUUGGUACAAUUAUUACAAUUACACCUAAAUGUGUUUCAUUUGACUAAUUAUUGUUUACCAUUAAAAAGUAAGUUCAGCUUUAGCCCAAACGAUUCUUUAUUUUUAUAGUUAAUAAAAUCAUAUUUGUAUAUUUUUUUUUUUUUUUUUUUGAAAAAACUAUCUAUGUAUUAUGUGAUAUAAAUAUUUUUUACCCUUAAAUCUUGUAAAUAUUUUUAUAUUUUUUUAUAUUAUUAUGUUGUUGUUGAUUCUGUAUGAAACUUAUAUGUAAAUGUUUUUAUUGUCGGAUAAUUUAUGUGGUGGUUGAUUAUAAAAAUAUUAAUUUAAUUGUUUUAUGUAUCAACAAACAAAAAAAAAAUUAAAGAAAUAUAAAACAUUAUUUAAGCAAUACACACAGGGUUGGUAUUUUGAAUUUUGUUAUUUCUUUUAAUAGUGCACAAUGAUUUGUGAUACAUAAAUAUUCGAGAAAUUUCUUACCUACCUUUUUUAAAUAGGAAAAUUUUGAAAAAUAAUCAGAUUAGUUUUAUAUAAGUCGACAUUACCUCAUAUCAGCUUUAUAAUGCAUAUUUGUAAAGUGCAGCACUAUAAUAGACAAACCUAUGGAAAUAGAAUGAGCUGUAAAAAAAUAUAUUGGUUUCAAAAUGUGGCAAACAUUUAUUUAUUUAUUUUUUUUGAUAAAGAAGGUCAAUCAAGCUCCGGACAACUAUGGACUGUCUUAACAUUUUUGUCUAUUAUAAAAUAGUGCUUUAUAUUUAUUUAUAUUGCUCUAAUCUCUUUUUAUUUUGUCAGAGACAAGUCAUAUUGAGUACAUGGAAUUUGGAAAUCCAAAAAUGGCGAAAUUUCUAAAAGAGUGAAUUUUUUACCAUGAUGUUAAGCUUAAGUCGCAAAACAUAUUAACUUCCUAUAAUGAUUAUUUUCAUAGGUUAAUCAAAAUGAAAUCCUAGCAAAUUGUGUGGUUGUCUUAAGUAUUAUACUUAGCUAUAAUAUGUCAGUGUAGAUCAAUAUUUUUUUUGGUAGUACAAAUUAUUUAUGUUUUCUUUUUUUUUUUGUAUUAGUAAAUCUUGAGUAGAGAAAUUGUCGAGUGAAUGUUUCACAAUAAGUGAAAAAAUUGGACAAGAAGAGAGUACUUGGAUGUUAUACUGAAUUACUCAUUUUAUUCAUUUGGAUUGUUUUUGCCUGUUGCUUCUGUAUAAAUCCAUGCUCUCUUAAAUCUUCAAUAAUGUUCAUAUACAUAUUUGUAUGUAAACUGAAAAAUUAUAAUGUUAGGUGUAUGUGCCAUAUUAUUCUAAUACAUACUAACAUGUCGAACAAUACCAAUACUUAUUGCUGCAUUUUGGCAGAUAUCUUCUUUUUUUGUAUAAGCAACUUUUUGGAUAACAUCUUCAAGAAUUGAUAAAUAAAUAAAUAAUAUUAAUAAUAAACAUCCUUUCAAGGGAUUCGUAUUUGAACGUUUUUUAAUUGUGUCAAAUAAAUAAAAUACAUAUGAAUUAA
Molecule: messenger RNA, 5349 nt
Organism: Ceutorhynchus assimilis (cabbage seed weevil)
Lineage: Eukaryota; Metazoa; Arthropoda; Insecta; Coleoptera; Curculionidae
Source: the annotation of a GenBank genome assembly